Molecule: messenger RNA, 540 nt
Organism: Necator americanus (New World hookworm)
Lineage: Eukaryota; Metazoa; Nematoda; Chromadorea; Rhabditida; Ancylostomatidae
Exons: 1
Coding region: 1-540 (179 amino acids)
Source: RefSeq, a predicted model, not a curated record
AUGGAAGCACUUCCCUACGUCACUACCCACGAAAGGGAGAUGGCUAUGAACGUUCUCGUCCGAAAUCAUCAGAAUGUCCAUCUGUUAAAGUUAAAACUGAAAAAAGACGAACAUGGUCUUCUCCGCUGCCAAGGAAGACUAGGAAAUGCCAAUCUUCCCAUCAACACUCGCCAACCGUUCCUCCUCGCCACAAAGACGGAACUAGCUCGGUUGGUGGUGGAAGAUGCACACUUGCCACUUCACUGUAGCGUAAGCCAGACGAUAGCACGAGUGAGGGAAAAAUUCUGGAUUCCAAAGAUUAGGCAAAUGGCCCGAACAGUCAUCAAGCGUUGCCUUCCUUGUCAGAAAGUGAACAAUCUCCCAUACAAGUAUCCUGACAUGGACGAUUUUUCCGAACGACGCGUACAAAAAACACGACAAUUUGAGCAUGCCGGCAUUGACUACUUUGGACCACUAUCCGUCAAACACGAUGAGGAACUCAAAAAGGCCUAUGGCAUCAUUUUAACACCUCGAAUUGGUGACAGACAUGACCACCUCUGA